AUGCUUUGGAACUUCUCUUGCGCGCCUUAUUCUAGGGGUAUUGUCCGCCCUUGUCCCCAGAGAUUGCGCUCGCCACUUCCGGUCCCUCUUCGACCACGAUCUCCUCUGUCAUUUGCACGAUUCUAUGCCGCAGAGAGCGCGUCGCCAAAUCAGGAUGGGAAGAACUUGCGACGGAAUUCGCUCUCCGUCCCUGCCUUACCCAGGGUCAAUGACAUUGGUGUACAACAGUUAAGCGAUUAUGUUUAUGCCCAGAUCUUCCCGGGUAACAAUAGGAUACCGGACCCCGCACUGGUGGCGUUGUCAAGAGAGCACCUCUCACGACACGAUCUACUUGGAAAGUCCCAGGAUCCCACGGACCCAGUUGCCUUCGAUUUCCCGGCCCUUCAAGGGGAGACAAAGACAUUGGAUGAACAUUUUUUCAGGCUAGGAAUGGACUCAUCCGAUCCCUAUCUAGAAUACGCGAAGACCUACAUGACGGGGACAUCUCCCAACAUGCCUCGGGAAUGGGUCCGACGCAGCGGCUGGACGAGAUACAACAGCAUUGACGGUUCGUCGGAGCCCGUUGAGGCUCCAGAUGAAUCUAUGAUGACGUUCGACACCGAAGUCAUGUAUAAAGAGCAUUCGUUCGCAGUGAUGGCCUGCGCCGUGAGUCCUACGGCUUGGUAUGGGUGGAUUUCGCCAUGGUUGCUUGGUGAAUCAGACAACCCAGUUCACCUGAUACCAAUGGGGGAUCCAUCAAAACCUCGAAUCAUAGUCGGUCACAAUAUCGGUUUCGACCGAGCACGAAUAUUAGAGGAAUACGAUUUGAAACAGACCAAGAACUUCUUUAUCGAUACUAUGUCUCUUCACGUCGCUGUGAAUGGAAUGUGCUCUCAGCAGAGACCGACAUGGAUGCGCCACAAGAAGAACAAGGACCUGAGAGACAAGAUUGCCAGUGAGCAUAAUUCUGCUGAAUUGGCUGCGUUGGUUGAGAGCAAGGUUCUCAGUGAUGAAGAAGAGGAACUAUGGGUAGGAAGGAGCUCUGUUAACUCACUACGCGAUGUCGCCAAAUUCCAUUGCGAUGUCACUAUUGACAAAUCGCAGCGAGACUAUUUCGGCGAACUUGACCGUCCCGGCAUUCUGUCCAGAUUAGAAGAGCUCUUGGACUACUGUGCAGCUGAUGUUGCUAUCACCCAUCGUGUGUAUAAAAAGAUCUUCCCCAAUUAUCUUGAGGUGUGUCCACAUCCAGUCAGCUUCGCAGCUCUGAGGCACCUUUCUUCGGUAAUUCUACCUGUCAACCAGACGUGGGGUGAAUACCUCGAAAGCGCUGAAUCGGUUUACCAUCAACGACUUGUUGAUGUUCGGCGGAGACUCGUUGACCUUUGCGAGGAAGCCGCGAGCUUGAAGGACAAGCCGGACAUCUACAAGAAUGACCCUUGGCUACGCCAGCUGGACUGGUCUGGCCAAGAGAUCAAAAUGGUCAAAGGAAAGAAGAAGGGAGACCCGCCACGACCAGCGGCAAGGCAAAAGCUGCCCGGGAUGCCGCAAUGGUACAAAGACCUCUUCCCGAAGGCUACCGGUGAUAUCAAUUUGUCGGUGCGGACACGAAUCGCUCCUAUACUUCUCAAACUUUCGUGGGAGGGACAUCCUUUGAUAUGGUCAGAUAAGUAUGGUUGGACCUUCAAAGUGUCACAGGCAGAAGUCAAGAAGUUUGAAAAUCAACCUGUUGUUCCCUGUGACAUGACCGAGGAGAAGAUCCAGGAGCUGCGAGAGGACAGAGCUCAUACCUACUUCAAAAUUCCGCACAAAGACGGGCCGCAAGCACGGUGCAUCAACCCCCUGGCCAAGGGUUAUGCACAGUUUUUUGAGCGGGGAUCUCUGACUUCGGAAUAUGCUCUUGCCAAGGAAGCACUUGACAUGAACGCCUCCUGUUCGUAUUGGAUCAGUGCUCGAGACCGGAUCAUGAGUCAGAUGGUCGUCUACCAAGAUCAGAUUGGGAAACCACAAGCGGAUGAAAAUAAUCGACUCGGCUUCAUCCUUCCCCAACUCAUUCCCAUGGGCACUAUCACACGGCGUGCAGUGGAGAACACAUGGCUGACUGCCAGUAACGCCAAAGCCAAUCGUGUCGGGUCUGAGCUCAAAGCUAUGAUCAAAUCGCCGCCUGGUUACUCUUUCGUCGGCGCGGAUGUCGACUCUCAAGAGCUAUGGAUUGCCAGUCUUGUUGGUGAUGCUCAGUUCCAGUUGCACGGUGGCAAUGCCAUUGGCUUCAUGACUUUGGAGGGCUCUAAGGCUGCUGGAACUGAUAUGCACUCCCGAACUGCCAAGAUCCUUGGUAUUUCUCGGAACGAUGCGAAGGUCUUCAACUAUGGCCGUAUCUAUGGUGCUGGUGUUAAGUUUGCUGCCACUCUGCUUCGCCAGUUCAAUCCAUCCAUGCCCGAGAAGCAGACCAUGGAGGUUGCAACCAACCUAUACAAAGAAACAAAGGGCGCCAAGACGACUCGCCGCAUCCUGAGUGAGAAUCCGUUCUGGCGUGGAGGUACGGAAUCUUUCGUGUUCAACAAACUCGAAGAGUUCGCAGAGCAGGGACGGCCUAGGACUCCGGUGCUAGGCGCUGGGAUCACAGAGGCGUUGAUGCGACGGUUUAUUAACAAGGGUAGCUUCAUGACUUCUCGAAUUAACUGGGCAAUCCAGUCAUCUGGUGUCGAUUACCUUCAUCUUCUGAUUGUUGGAAUGGACUAUCUCAUCCGGCGUUACAAUAUUGCAGCUCGCUUGGCUAUUACCGUGCAUGAUGAAAUUCGGUAUCUCGUCAAAGAUGAAGACCGGUACCGCGCUGCUCUAGCUUUGCAGGUAGCCAAUGUCUGGACCCGAGCCAUGUUUUCGCAGCAGGUGGGUAUUGACGACCUGCCUCAAUCUUGCGCGUAUUUCUCUGCCGUCGAUAUCGAUCACGUUCUGCGCAAAGAAGUGGAUGUAGAUUGCGUGACCCCUUCGCAUCCGCACAAGAUUCCCCACGGCGAAAGCUUGGAUAUCCAACAACUUUUGGACAAGAACCAGGAAGCGUAUCUUGACCCGUCUAUCAUACCCCACUCGCCGCCUGAUCUCGAGAAGUACGAUUACACGCCCCGCGAGUCCGUCAUGUCGUCGCUCCAGGCUACAUACGACCCAGCGUUCAUCCGAGCUCAGAUCUGCAAGGACGAUAACGAGCUUCGCGAGAUCGUCAAGGAGGCGAUGAAGGCUAAAGCCCCACCCACCUCAACUGCGUCCUCUAGCUCCAGGACAUCAAGGACAAAUGUCAAAUCGCCAGCCGUCCCUCCAGCAGCGGGUCCUCAACAAGCUAUUCUGCUGGAUGUGAAUUCGGGUCUCUAUAAUGAUUUCCGAAACGUUCCGCCGCAUGGAAACAAACAUUCCCAUGUUGGUUUUCAGCGAAGUACCUGGAAAUCUAAGCCAACUGCUCGUGCCUGA
Messenger RNA from Aspergillus chevalieri, 3438 nucleotides. It is a transcript of the gene MIP1, whose product is annotated as DNA-directed DNA polymerase gamma MIP1. Gene Ontology annotation, cellular component: mitochondrion; gamma DNA polymerase complex. Gene Ontology annotation, molecular function: DNA binding; DNA-directed DNA polymerase activity; 3'-5' exonuclease activity. The record is from RefSeq and is a predicted model, not a curated record. Bases 1 to 3438 code for a protein of 1145 amino acids. The transcript has 2 exons. Gene Ontology annotation, biological process: mitochondrial DNA replication. NCBI's taxonomy places the organism in Eukaryota, Fungi, Ascomycota, Eurotiomycetes, Eurotiales, Aspergillaceae.